AUGUCCAUCGUCGACUACCUCCUCUUCGACGACCAACCGGAGGUUGACGGAGGCUUCCACUUGCCCGACGGCCAAGUGAACGAUGAUCUCCUCUCCUUGCUCUUUCCCUCCUCCGGCCACUCUGAAUUCUACCUUCCACCCGGUUUCAAUCUCUGUGGUCCUUCGAGCCUCCUCUCCGAUGGAGCGGCCUUCGUCACCGCCGCCGUUAAUCCUUACACUGACCUCACCGGCGCCGCCGCCAAUCCUUUCCCUGAGAAGGAGCUCGACUUCCCUCCGCCGGAGAGCUUUGCCCCGGCGCAUUUUCAGAGUCCGGUGGGCGGCGCCGCCACCGCCGGCGGCGAGAAGCCCGGCGGAGGCGGAUGCCCCUCUGCGCAGAGCGCUGCGGCGAGGCAGCGGCGGAAGAGGAUCAGCGAGAAGACGCAGGAGCUGGGGCAUCUCAUCCCCGGUGCCGGCAGGAUGAACACGGCGGAGAUGCUCCAGACGGCCUUCAAGUACGUGAAGUUCCUCCAGGCGCAGAUCGGCAUGCUCGACCUGGCGGGGAGCUUCUCCCCAGAGGAUCUCCGGGAGCGGCGGUCGGCGCCGUGGGGAGAAGCGGAGGUCCUGCAACUCCUUCAGCGGCUGCUGGCGGAGCCGUCGCUGCAGGAGAAGCUCGCCGCUGUAGAGCUCUGCGUCGUCCCCACCAUGGUGUUACUGGUGCUGUCCGAAGACCGUGGUAUCCUCUCCCGCCCUUCCAUAGCCAGAGAACUCCGCUGCGUCCUCCUCCAUUAG
Molecule: messenger RNA, 768 nt
Organism: Spirodela intermedia
Lineage: Eukaryota; Viridiplantae; Streptophyta; Magnoliopsida; Alismatales; Araceae
Source: the annotation of a GenBank genome assembly